Messenger RNA from Sardina pilchardus (European sardine), 6792 nucleotides. It is a transcript of the gene dgkza, whose product is annotated as diacylglycerol kinase, zeta a. The record is from RefSeq and is a predicted model, not a curated record. NCBI's taxonomy places the organism in Eukaryota, Metazoa, Chordata, Actinopteri, Clupeiformes, Clupeidae. The transcript is spliced from 35 exons. Gene Ontology annotation, molecular function: protein binding; ATP-dependent diacylglycerol kinase activity. Gene Ontology annotation, biological process: intracellular signal transduction; diacylglycerol metabolic process; regulation of synaptic transmission, glutamatergic. Gene Ontology annotation, cellular component: nucleus. The coding region runs from base 148 to 4026 and encodes 1292 amino acids.
CAGUUCCUCACCUAACAAUAGCUACAGUCGUUUUCAUCUCUGUGCAGCAAAGACUAAUAACUUUGGAUUACUCUUCAUUGCUUCCUGUCAGCUACUUCUGAGGAAAAGUGAAAUCCACAUAAAUCUUUCCAUCCUGUGGCUGUCAGCAUGGACAUGUUCUUCCGCCGGCACUUCCGCCGGAAGUUGGAUCCAUGCCGGUGUCACAGGCCCAGUGUUGCCGUGGCUGCGAGCAAAGCCCGCCGGCGCUCGAGUGUGGGUUUGGCCAGCGCUGGCUUGACUCAGCGCCGCAGGUCCAGCGUGGGCCUUCCAGGACCCGGGGCUCUUCUGGCCCAGCACAGGCCCUCGCCGCCGCAGGCCUCCGGUGGGAAGAUGCUGCGGAGGCAGAAGAUGGGCCGCCGACGCUCCAGCACCACCAGCACCUGCAUCAGCCCACGCUUCUCUGUGCGCCGCCGCCGUGCCGCUAAGCUACGCACCAUCGACACCCACCUGCUGGGGCCCUCCAUGCUGCUGGCCAGUCUGGUGCAGAUGAGCGAGGAGAAGGAGGCCAUACAGCCGGUGGACGAGGCAGAGACGGAGGAGGGAUGUGAGGAUGAUGCCUCUUCAGCCUCUGGCUUCGAAUCUCUAGACGGCAGCAGCAGUGACUUUGAGGAAGAAGCAGACACUUGCCCAGACGGGCAAACAGAGAGCACUUCCUGGGAACUUCUGCAUGGCCUUGAGGCUACAACAGCAGAAGGCCUCCAGCCUCGACCGCUGAUUCGUGCACCCCGCUGCCUGCGUCGCAAUUCCUCUCACUUGUUACCAGCUGAUGCCGUGUACCACAGCAGGACAUCAUAUGGCCUUUAUGGGCGAUACCGCCGGUCUAGCCAGGCCCGCCAGCCCUCCUUUAGCCCCAACUCCGCUGCACCCUGGCAGGGUAAGGCAGGCCUGGCCGUGGGGCCCCUGAAGUCAGUGACUGGACGUAGGGGCUCUACUUCCCUCUACAGGAAGUGUUCAGCAUGCUGGAAGCUCUCUGGCCAAAGAGACUCUCUUAGUCACCCUCAGUGCCCGUACUAUGACCCCCGCGUGGACACCUGGAGUGGGUUCCUCUCGAAAGCUAUUGCUAAAUCAGGCCUGCAGCAUCUGUCUACCCAGCCCUGUGCCUCUGCCUUGGCCAAGAGUGAGGACCGGGAGAUCCGUUCCAGUGUGGACUGGAGUGAGAAUGCUGUGUAUGGAGAACACAUCUGGUUUGAGACUAAUGUCUCUGGGGACUUCUGUUAUGUUGGAGAACAGCACUGCCUUGCCAAGACACUGCAAAAAUCUGUCAUGCGAAAAAAAUGUGCGGCCUGCAAGAUAGUGGUUCAUACCAUCUGCAUCGAGCAGCUGGAGAAGUUGUCGCAAACAGAGGCCCAACUGCUGGGUCAGUGGCUGGAUAAGCUGCCCCACAAAGACCAAGCUUUCCGAAUUAAUUUUAGAUGUAAACCAUCAUUCAGGGAAUCAGGAUCCAGAAAUAUUCGGGAACCUUCAAUAGUGCGACAUCACUGGGUCCACAGGCGUCGACAGGAUGGGAAGUGUCGACAAUGUGGGAAGGGUUUCCAGCAGAAGUUUGCAUUUCAUAGCAAAGAGAUUGUGGCCAUCAGCUGUUCCUGGUGUAAGCAGGCAUACCACAAUAAGGUGACCUGCUUCAUGCUGCAACAGAUUGAAGAAGCCUGUUCUCUGGGUGCGCACGCUGCAGUCAUUGUGCCCCCCACAUGGGUCAUUCGUGUACGCAGACCUCAGUCAUCACUUAAAUCUAGUAAAAAGAAGAAACGGACCUCAUUCAAACGCAAAUCCAGCAAGAAGGGAGCUGAGGAGGCUCGCUGGAAGCCUUUCAUUGUCAGGCCCAUCCCCUCCCAGCUAAUGAAGCCCGUGCUCGUGUUCGUCAACCCUAAGAGUGGGGGCAAUCAGGGAGCCAAAAUCAUCCAGUCUUUCAUGUGGUACCUCAAUCCCAGACAAGUGUUUGACCUCAGCCAAGGAGGGCCAAAGGAUGGCUUAGAAAUGUAUCGCAAAGUCCACAACCUGCGGAUUUUAGCCUGUGGGGGUGAUGGAACAGUGGGAUGGAUACUGUCUACCCUGGACCAGCUAAAUUUGAAUCCUCAGCCUGCCGUGGCUGUUCUUCCUCUUGGCACGGGAAAUGACCUGGCCAGGACACUUAACUGGGGAGGGGGCUAUACGGAUGAACCCGUGUCCAAGAUCUUAUCUCACGUGGAAGAUGGGAACAUUGUCCAGCUGGACCGCUGGAACCUCAUGGUGGAGCCCAAUGUGGAGGCUGCAGGAGAGGAGAAAGAUGACCAGCAGACUGAUAAACUUCCCCUGGAUGUGUUCAACAACUACUUCAGCCUCGGCUUUGACGCUCAUGUGACAUUAGAGUUCCAUGAAUCUCGAGAAGCCAACCCUGAGAAAUUUAACAGCCGUUUCCGUAACAAGAUGUUCUAUGCCGGGACUGCGUUCUCAGACUUCCUCAUGGGUAGCUCUAAAGAUCUGGCCAAGCACAUCAAGGUUGUGUGUGAUGGCACGGACCUCACCUCAAAAGUGCAGGAGUUGAAACUGCAAUGCCUCGUGUUCCUGAACAUCCCACGGUACUGUGCUGGCACUAUGCCCUGGGGGAAUCCCAGUGAGCACCACGACUUUGAGCCCCAACGGCAUGAUGACGGUUGUAUUGAGGUGAUCGGCUUCACCAUGACUUCACUGGCCACACUGCAGGUCGGAGGUCAUGGCGAGAGGUUGAACCAGUGCAGAGAGGUCACCUUGACCACGUACAAGUCCAUCCCCAUGCAGGUGGACGGGGAGCCCUGCAAGCUGGCGCCCUCCACCAUUCACAUCUCCCUGAGAAACCAGGCCAACAUGGUACAGAAGACCAAGAGAAGGACCUCUAUCCCACUGCUCAACGACCAACAGGCUUUUCCAGAGAGGCUGCGGAUACGUGUGAACCGCAUCAGCAUGCAUGACUAUGAGGCCCUGCACUAUGACAAGGAGAAACUCAAAGAGGCUUCCAUCCCACUGGGACUCAUUGUUGUUCCGGGAGACAGUGACCUGGAAACAUGCCGGUCUCAUAUCGAGAGGCUACAAGAGGAGGGCGAUGGGAACAAAUCAAAGACCCUGUCCUCUCAGAGGCUCUCACCAAAGUGGUGCUUCCUGGACUCUACUACUGCAGACCGCUUUUAUAGGAUUGAUCGUGCACAGGAGCACCUGAACUAUGUGACUGAGAUCUCGCAGGAUGAGCUCUUCAUUCUGGAUCCUGAGUUGGUUGUCACGGAGACUGUGAGCACAUCACCUGGGAUGCCUGAACUGGUGGACUCUUCAGAGGAAUUCACAGCCAGCUCACGCAAAUUUGCUUUUCCAUCCUCCUCCUCUUCUCCACCCGCUUCUCCUGACCCCAGAGUUCUGGAGCUCCAGCGGACGUCUCAGAGGAAGCGUGUGUCCAGUGACAGCUCGGUAGCGGAGGCACUCAGUCAUGGCGACUCCAUGAGGGCCACCAAACCAGCGCUCAGCAGGGUGGGGGGUGUUCACCGUUCAAACACAACAGCGGCUGAUUUUAAACCAACUAGCAGGUCUGAGAGAAAUGCACUGUGCAGCGCAGACUCAGUCACAGUUGAAGAGCUGAUUGAAUGUGUAAAGAGCAAGGACCAUCAAAGGUUGAAAGACCUCCAUAAACGUGGUGCCAACCUAGCGGUGCAGGAUCCCCACGGCCGCACUCUCCUGCACCAUGCCGUGGGGGUGGGGAGCAAAGAGAUCGUGCGCUACAUUAUUGACAACGCACCCGUCGAUAUCUUGGAUGUAACAGAGGGAGAAAAUGGGGAGACUGUCUUGCACAAAGCUGCGUCAUUGUGUCACAGGACCAUCUGUCACUACCUGGUGGAGGCAGGCGCCUCCUUGAUGAAGACAGACUUACAAGGUGACACACCAAAGCACCGUGCAGAGAAGGCCAAGGACGCCGAGCUGGCCGCCUAUCUGGAGAACCGCCAGCACUACCAGAUGAUCCAGCGAGAGGACCAAGAGACUGCAGUGUGAUGGAGAACCGGCCUUUUCUCACUUUAGCCUCCUUUACUUGUGCCAAACCAAUGCCAACCAAAUAUACGCAAACUCAUGGGAUUUGUAGCUUUGGUGGGAAUGCAUUUCAAUGCCUUCAUCUAGACAGCGAGAGCAGCCGGAGUGUGUGGCUAACGAGUGGUGUUCUGCUAACAUAAGCAAUGUCAUGUUCAAAUUAGCAGAUCUUAUAUUUAUUUAUUGCACUGCCAAAAGCAUAGUGUGUGUUUAUGUUCAUGUGUGCAUAUGUAUGUUGUAUCUUUCUGUGUGUGUGUGUGUGUGUGUGUGUGUGUGUGUGUGUGAGAGAGAGAGCGAGAGAGAGAGUGAGAUUAGAAGAAAUGAAGUGGAUUGUUUAGAUUUCAAAGUUCAUGUUGAGCUGCAAAACUGAAUGUUUGGUGAGUUGAUAGAAAGCUUGUGGAUUACAUGGGUUUUGAGUUUGGUCAAUUAAAGAUAGAAAAUGUGAUUUGAAUUAAAUAAAUUACUUUUCAGUGGCUGUUAUCCUGAACUUUUCAACAUCUGACGUGGAUUUGGAGAUUGAAAUAUUCUGAAGAGAUCAGUUGUGGAUCUCAAAAGGAUCCAAUUGAGCAUCUGUAUUGCUAUGGACUAUCUGUGUGAGCAGCCUGCCAUGAUGAUGGCGUUGUUGAGUCGGUGGUGUCAGAUCUUCAUUAGUUAAAUACUGCUGUUGAGCUUGCGUUCAUGUCUCCUCUCUUUACACUGUAUUCUUUCUCUACACAUAAUUCACCAUCAUUACAUAGGAGGGUGUAUAGGGAGCUCACUGAGGUCCCUAUAUCAGUGUAAACCUCUACACAUAAUUCACCAUCAUUACAUAGGAGGGUGUAUAGGGAGCUCACUGAGGUCCCUAUAUCAGUGUAAACCUCUUUUUGCUACUUUAUGUUAUAUAGCCUCCAAUGGGUUGUUUCCCAUGAGAACAUACUGUAGUAAAUGGUACUGUAAGUGUAUCUUAGAAGCCAUCUGUCAAAGCAGUUUUGCACUGUAGGUUAAAUUGCCUUGAAUAUAUUUUCUCUCUAUGGCUGAUUAUUGGAAUUUCUACUUGAUGUACUAAAGUAAUUGUUUAUUUCAUAUGACAUUUUACGGUAAAUGGAUGUUUGUAUAUUUUUUAGCAAUGAAUUUCUGUGCCGUCAUGUUUGUAUUAUAAAAACAAUUGUAAAUUUGAUAAUUUUUUUUCUCAAAGUACAGAGCAAUUUUAUCUCUGUUACACCUACUUGUGCGUGUACUCACUUCUUUAAUGAAUUUGACCUUCAAAAAUGUCAUAGCAGUAUGUCAGCUUCUGCUGUAAAAUUCUAGGUGAAAAGAUAUUAUUAUUAUUAUUAUUAUUAUUAUUAUUUGUGGAUACUAUUUAUUUUCAACUAGUACUAAACUUGCAACAUCAGAUUUUAAACAAUACUAAACAUUGGAACAUUUCAUGCAUAUAGUUGUACUGCUUCACACAUAAUUCUGCAGAGUAGUGGUAGUUUUCAGUCACAGAAAGCACUCCACAGCAUAUUUCUAUUGUUUUUGAUUUAUUCAGCUUUCUCUCUAUCUGAGCUACUGUCACUACCUAAAAUGUACAUGUAUUCUUUUCCCUUUUCUAACAGUUUUCAUUGGUCUUCUUUUGUGGUUCUCUGGUCCCCCCAAUCCAAAUAGCUUGUUUGAAUACAAACAGUUUCAUGUAAUCACAUCACUCUCACAACAUCCUGGGCUAACCGUUUGACUACAGUACAUACAGUAGGAAAGAUGAAUGGCCAUCCUCCAUGUAGCAUCAUGCGCUGCGUCAUGUGCCAGACUGCAUUUCUCUCCUUGAUUCAGGAGCCAACUCAAGGCUAGUGAGUGGUAGAGUUAGUGGUAAGGCAAAACCUAAAGCCUUUCAUUCACUAUAAGAAUUCGAUGGCAGAAUGUCCACAAUAUGAUCUUUAUUGAAAGAUUGAAAUUAGAUAUUUUGUGAAUUCCUUUUUGUGAAUUCCUUAUUAAAUAACUUUCAUUAACAUAAACAUUUUUAUUUUUAUUAAUUAUAUUUCAGAACGGCCCAGUGUCCGUUUAGAAUAUAACAAUAUUGUCAAAUCAAACAUUGCUCAUUCAAAUUUGAAUAUAGCUAAUAUUGUAAUUUGUAUUCCAUUAUUGCUCCAGAUUAAAAUUAGCAUGAUUUGAUUGUCCUAAUUAUUUCAGCGCAAGUACAAAAGACUUUUGAAGCAGGCAUUUUGACACAAUACUCAAAUGUUUGAAGGGCUGUAGGUUUCUUUUUUUUAUUUCAUCUAAAGCCCUUUUCUCUUAUGAUGUGUGCAUCAGGUUAGAGGCAGAUCUACUGACCUUGUAAAAAUAUCAGAAGACCAAAUAUAAUGCACCUUUUGCACAAGACAGGUGUUUGUGUCUUGUCACUGUUUCAAUAUCCCAUUGUGCAGGUUACAAAUGGAGAAUCCUUUAAUAUGGCGCUUUAAGUGCUCUGCCAUGUACAUAGCCUACUAUAUUUCCAAUCAGCUACUGGACCCUUGAACCAUCACAUGAAUGUUGUGUGGUGUAUGAACCAUAUAAAAUAAACAGGAGCUCAGAAACGUCUGUGCUGGUGCUCAUGGGUAACUAAUACUGUACAAUAUCUUAUACGGACCACAAUCACAUUCAACAUGUUGUGACAAGAUGUGUACAUUUUAGAUACUGAUGCUAGCCAUGACAUGGAUUCAGUGUACAUACUGUGACUAUAUCAGUAAAGAAUGGAUUUUAAACCAUUAAUACAGUGGAACUAAAAACUGAUCUGACUUA